Molecule: messenger RNA, 3094 nt
Organism: Salvelinus namaycush (lake trout)
Lineage: Eukaryota; Metazoa; Chordata; Actinopteri; Salmoniformes; Salmonidae
Product: carbonic anhydrase 4-like
Exons: 8
Coding region: 177-1163 (328 amino acids)
Cellular component (GO): plasma membrane
Molecular function (GO): zinc ion binding; carbonate dehydratase activity
Source: RefSeq, a predicted model, not a curated record
AGGUGUUAACAUGAUGACCGGUAGAUUAUGCUGGGCAACUAUUAAAAGAAAACGAACAGAGAAGCCCAUCAUAUCGUUUUCAGAAUCGGCUUUUGAAAACAGCUCCGUUAUAUCACGCAAUCCCCAUUCAUUCUUCCACGUGCACCUGCACCCAAUACGGAGUUCAGCACGAGCCAAUGAGAGAGACUUGCGUGCUUGCCGCAACGAGACGCAGCACGAGCUCCAACAACAAGCUGCGGAGAAACGGUAAAUCUCUACAAACGUUUUCGGGGAAAAACACACGAGAACUCAGAUCUCAUACAGAUUGGUGCUACCAGUCCCAAAAUACCUGUGACACCCCUUGUAAUGGACCAGAGAAGUGGGAACAUGUCAACAGAGUCUGUGCUGGCGAGAACCAAUCCCCCAUCAACAUCGUCCACAGGAAGACCGUACCAGACAAGCGCCUCACACCUUUCCAAUUCAAACAGUACCAGGAUUCCUUCCAAGGCUCGAUCAAAAACAAUGGACACUCUGUUCAGGUGAGCGUGCCUCACGAUGCCUAUGUGAUUGGUGGAGACCUGGAGAUGCCCUAUAAGGCGGUGCAGUUCCACCUGCACUGGGGCAAGAAAGGAGGGCCGGGGUCAGAACACACCAUCGACGGAGAGCAGUACCCCAUGGAGCUGCAUAUUGUUCACAUGAAACAGCAGCACUCAAACUUGGGAGAUGCCUUGAAAGAUCCAUCCGGAGUUGCAGUCCUGGGAUUUUUCUACGAGGAAUCUCUCAGUGAAAACCGAAAAUAUGACCCCAUUGUAAAAGCUCUCCAGAGCAUCAGGACGACUCAUGCUCAAGCCACUCUGAGUGCUGUGUCUCUGGAGCAGCUGAUUCCUCCCCAGCAGAACCUGACCAACUACUACCGUUACAAAGGCUCCCUCACCACCCCCAACUGCACCGAGUCUGUGGUCUGGACCGUGUUUGAGAAGCCCAUUCCUCUCAGCAAAAACCAGCUGCUUAAGUUUUCAGAACUCCAGUUUAAGGAUGGCAAGGACAUGGUGGAUACCUUCCGGCCGGUGCAGCCCCUGAACCGCCGCGUAGUGUACCGGUCCGGAGGCGCAGUGGUACUGGCCAGCGUCGCGCUCCUCGUGGCUUCCGUCGCCAUGGCGACGGGACUGUCACAGCCCAACUAGAGGAAGGCAUUCCGAUGCGAGCGAGCCGCACCACCACCACCACCAGCAUGAACACCACGAGUUCUCAGAACCAACCACCAAAUCAACAAACUAAACUAUACGGCACCAAUCAACCAACAUCCAUGCCCCUUGACCUUUGACAAGUCUCAGCUUUGAAAACCAACAUGCCCCAGACCCCUUUACAAUGACCUAUAGGGAUUCAUUCCUUCUCAAACUCUAGUAUUAGAGCUCUCGAGUUUCACGAGUUCAUAAGUUCAACAUCCCUCCCUGUUCAAUGUCGGGUCAAUUUAGAGUCCUCAGUCUAAAGUUACAAUACAAAAUGUGAGGACACUUUUCUCUGUGUUCAGGUGGUCGGGCUGCUGCUAUAGGCUAAACACAGAGGCCUAUACAUCCAUGACCUGGUUGGCACUGGACUGGCAAGUGAUCAUGUUCUUGAAUGGAACGUGUGGAUGGUGGCUAGUCGCUAUUAAUAGCUUACAGUCAUAAAUACUUUCCAGUCUCCAGAUUAAAACCGAGGAGAGGAAGAGAGAUGCCAUGACCUGAUCUUUCCCUCUGCAUUGCCAAGUCCAUGAACUUCCAUUAUCGCAACCACCGUCACCAGUCAGGUGGGCUUUCUAUUGCCACCCACCACGGGCCCCGGGGCAACAUUAUCUAAGGAGGACGGAGGUCCCCAUAGCAACACGUGAAUCACUCACCCAGGGCCCAGGGGUAACUAAAGGACACAGGCUGACCCAUGAGGAACACAACGCACCAUAGUGAGUGUUAAAGUGUUUAGAGGCUGGACUGUCCCUGUCCCUGUCCCAACUCCCAAACCCCCCCCCCCCCCCCCCCCCAGUCACACAUGAGCUCCACCAGGAGGAAGAGGAGGUGGAGGAAGAUGAUGAUGCGGUGCUGGAGUGAUGAGCUUUCCGGCUCCCUCCAAAAACUGCUCUGACAACAGGUCAUGAGGCGAUUGACAGGGGCGAUUCUGAACACACAGAAGAAAACCAGAAGCUGAAAUAGGGAGUGGACACAGCAAUAUUUAAAAUAACCAACUAAUUGAUUGAUAAAUAGAUAGACUAAUUGAUUGAUUGAUUGACAGAUUGACUGAUACUUAUUUGACCAAUGUCAUUAUAGUUUUAUGACCAAUUAUCCAUAUCAACUGUUUAGCAUGGAUCUGCAUGUUGUCUCUCUCUCUCAUAGAGAACCAUAGAGACUGUACACACUUUCUACCUAGCCACCCUAGGCACUUCAGAAACUGUAUACUUCUCCACCGGCUCGGCCAAUUAAACCGUCCCUUUUGAGAACACGUGACUUGUGUUCACGGCUUAUAUUACAUGGUCUUGAACGCACUGAAUGUUACCUGCUGUGAAAUAUUACCACAAUAGCAUCAAGAUAAGACUGAUGUACAGAUUGAACUAGGAAUAUUCAUUAUAUACAUGUUCCAUUGUUUCUUAACGCACCAAUGUUAUAUUACAUUUCUAUACCGUGUAAUUUGUACACGUAUUUGUGUACUGUAUGUGUAAUGAGAUAUAUAUAUAUAUAUAUAAGGACACACUGUUGAUGUUAUUUAUAUACAGCUUGGUGUUUAAACGUUUAUAUAUAAUGAUUGUUUAUGCCUUGGCCAGGUCUCCCUUGAAAAAAGAGACUCUGGGUCUCAAUGGGCUUUUCCUGGUUAAAUAAAGGUUAAAUAAAUACUAUAUAUAUAUAUAUAUAUCGACAUCUAUCAGAAAGAAAACCAACCCCCCCCCCCCCAAAAAAAGAGGAAAUGGAUUACAUUAGCUAAGUUCUUUCGGACCAAUUCAAAAUAUGUUUACUCUUGAAAUGAGGUAUGUUCAAAAGUAUUGAACGGUUUCAAUUUGUUUGGUUGUAAUGCUUGAAAAUGUUCUACGUGAUAUGGAGAAUGUGUUCCGAAUGAAUAAACUACUGACAUGUGUUUUUUUUUUUAAUGA